UCAAACAGAAGAUAAUUUUUUACAAUAAUUUUUUUCGUUAUAUCUUUUUUUUUUAUACCCGAUUUCCUUUUUUACAGUUAAUAGACAAAAUACGAGGAGAGAAGAAAAAAAAAAAGGAUAAAAAAUAAAGCAAUUUGAGUUUAGACCAUAAAACAAUGCCAGAAUGGACGACUCAUCACCACCCACGCCAGAAUUACCGGAACGUAAGAACCGAUUAUCUUCGAACAGUGGAAUUAAACGAAACAAAGUGAGUCGGGCAUGCGAUGAAUGUAGAAAAAGAAAGGUGCGUUGUGAUGGAGCUCAACCUUGUGCCAGGUGUCAAAAAUCUUCAACAGAAUGUAUCUUCUCAAAUGUCACGCCUAAAAGGGGACCUCCAAAGAAGUAUUUGGAGCCUUUUGAAACUAGAUUAAGGACAAUUGAUAAUAUUUUACAAAUACUUGAAUUUUCUUCAAAAGAUAUACAUCCAGAUGUUCAUAAAAAUUAUGAAGAAAAGGAUCCUAGUAUUGAAAUAAAUACGCAUCUUGAUGUUACUGCAAUUGGGCAUGCAUCAUAUAUACCAGACUAUCCAGCACGAAUAGACCGUAUAGAGCCACUGUAUAACACACAUAUGAAUUCAGAAUUAAAUCAACCUAUUAUAUCAUCCUUGCCAACCGCUAUACGAUUUGAUCUUGUUCAAAUCUAUUUUGAUCAUUUGCAUCCUUCAAUGCCUUUUAUCUAUAAAGCUUUUCUUACGCAACCCCAACCAUCUAUUUUAUUGUUGAAUGCUAUUUAUGCAGUCGCGUCAAAAUUUGUCCCACAACAACAAGUAACUAAUGAUCCUCCAGGAUGGUCUUUUUAUAAAACAGCACUUGGACUAAUUGAUAUGUAUUCAGAUAGUCCAAGACUUUCGUCUGUUCAGGCAUUUUUAUUAUUAAUUAAAUAUCAUGAAACUAUUCAUAGACCGGGCUUCUUUUGGAGAACAAAAUUUUUCUUACAAUUGGCUGUUAAAAUGUCUAGUGAUCUAGGUUUAUCAAGAGAACUACCUGAUAAUACUCAUUCAACUUUUGGUGAGUAUGAGCUGGAAUAUAGGAGAAGAACUUUUUGGGCCCUUUAUGCUUAUGAAGUUUUAAUGAGUACUGAACAGGGCUUGGAAUUAUAUGAUCAAAGUGAAAAAUGCACUGUCAACUAUCCUCACGUCCUUCCAGAUGAAUCUGGCAAUGAUUCGAACGCAAUUUUUAAUUUUCAUUGGUUAUCCAAAGUAGUGCAUAUUCUAGCAUCUGUACUUCAAUUGAUGCGACUCAAAUAUGGAGGCAGAAACGAGAAUAAUAGAAACAAAUCUAAUGAAAUCAAACAAUUUGCCAAUUUAGAAAAUGCCCUCUCAAAAUUAGGAGCUAGUAUACCGGAUAUGGGAAAGGGAGACAUAUAUGUUUCCUUCAUCCAUUUAAUAUACCAUUUGGUCAAAGUUCUUCUUUAUAGACCAUACAUAUUAACUGAUAAUUACAUGAUAGAACAGCAUAGCACAUAUAUCUCUCAAUGCCUAUCCUCUGCUAAAAGUAUUCCCCAUAUCGUAGAUUAUAUCAUAAAAAAAGAAGGGUUAGAUAUAUUUUAUAAAUUCAUACGAGGACAUCAGCAAAUCAUUUAUUGUUUGACAGCUGCUAUUACAAUUUUACGUGCUUCUCGAAAUAUAUAUAACAUUUCUGAGCCAAUAAAUGAUAUUUAUGAACAAACAUGCUCAAUGUUAAAAAUUAUUAUCCUCAAAUCGCCAGUGACUGAAUUAGAAAUGACAACCAUUGAGCAUCAUAAUUCUUUAGAUCGUUCUGAACUACAUAUUGCAUCGCCUUCUAACACUUCAUCGACUCGAUCUUCACCACUAAUGCCUUCUGCAUUAAAUUCGCCUCAUAGUCCAAAUAUGCCUACGCCUACUGUAAGAAAACGUCAUUCUAGAUCGUCUCUUCAAUUCCCAGUAUCCGAUGCAUCUUAUCUUAUGCAAUCAAGCGCUGUAUUUAAUUCCUCAGAAGUUGCAAAUCAUCGUAUGAGAUCAACGGGUAGAUCACCUUAUGCUAAUAAUAGACUCUCAGCACCUUUAUUAGGAUCUAUGUAUCAACAAUCACCUUAUUUUUAUCAACAACAAAUACAGCAACAGCAACAGCAACAACAACAGCAACAGCAACAACAACAACAACAGCAACAGCAACAGCGAGGCAUAACAAGCUAUUCCCAGCCAUCAUCACCUACCACUAGCCAAUUUACUGGUAUUGAAUUCAAUAGCAAUAAUAGUAUUAAUGGAAAUCCUCCAUCUAUGCUUCCUAUUACACCACGACGAACAACUUCACUUUCAAGAAAAUCAGUAUUACGACGUAGUGCCUCUUCUAUUGGUGAAUUCGUAGUUCCUUCUCAAAGAACAAAUCGAACCUCAUCUCGACCCUAUAUUAACCCACGUCGUCACACGUUAACAAAUGCAACGCCUCCAGAUUUAACCAAUGUGACGGCAUCAUCUACAAACAAUGUGUUAUCUAUAGAUCCUACUUCACAAAAUUUGCAUGCAAUAGCAGUACGGAAUAAUAGAUUCUCGGCUCCUGUGAUGAGCAACAAUACCCAAAAUCCAUAUAUGAUACCAAUUACUACGCAACAACCUAUGAUGAUUGAUCCUUCUUCUUUUCCUAUGGACCCAGUUAUCCCUAAUUCACCUAAUGAAUCCAUGAUGGAGUUAUUAUUAAACCCUUGGGAUUUCUCAUCCCAACAACAACCAUAAAAAAUAUGUAUACGGUAUAUUAUAUAUGUGUAUUUCACUUUUUUUUUUUAUUUUUAUUUUU
This is a messenger RNA of Cokeromyces recurvatus, 2792 nucleotides long. RefSeq names its product fungal-specific transcription factor domain-containing protein. Gene Ontology annotation, molecular function: DNA binding; zinc ion binding; DNA-binding transcription factor activity, RNA polymerase II-specific. NCBI's taxonomy places the organism in Eukaryota, Fungi, Mucoromycota, Mucoromycetes, Mucorales, Mucoraceae. Gene Ontology annotation, biological process: regulation of DNA-templated transcription; DNA-templated transcription. Bases 164 to 2731 code for a protein of 855 amino acids. The transcript is spliced from 4 exons. The record is from RefSeq and is a predicted model, not a curated record.